Molecule: messenger RNA, 1411 nt
Organism: Saccoglossus kowalevskii
Lineage: Eukaryota; Metazoa; Hemichordata; Enteropneusta; Harrimaniidae
Product: galactose-3-O-sulfotransferase 2-like
Biological process (GO): glycolipid biosynthetic process
Cellular component (GO): membrane
Molecular function (GO): galactosylceramide sulfotransferase activity
Source: RefSeq, a predicted model, not a curated record
UUAGCAUCCAUGUGAAUCCACAGCGGUAGGAGCAAUGCGAGACAUACUUUUACACAGAUGCUGAUAUCUGAUAUAACAACUCCUUCGAACUGAAGAAAGUACAAAAUACAUCAUGUUGGGCUGCUCCGGACGUCGUGUGUACGCGCUAUUGUUUGCAUUGUCAGCUGCCAUCUGUGCCUUCGUAUACGUAGUCGUAAAUGCUGAUAAUUUAGUGAUCUUCAUGAAAAACCAAUCCACACCAUACUGGAACAUGCAGGAAUUACGGCCGGCACAUCUUUUGAUGAACGUGACUGUGCCUGUACCAACACAGUCAAGUAUACAGAAUCGAUCACUAGCUGACUUGAAAAACGAAAAAAAUACUUCGAUCACUGAACCUACACAGGAAAGCUUAAAAAAUGCUGGCACGGAAUGUAAGCAAGUCACGAAAGUGGUGUACAUUAAAACUCACAAAACUGCUAGUAGCACAAUGGCGUCCAUCAUUCAACGAUUUGGUGACUCGCGAAAUUUGUCAUUUGCUGUUCCCCCAAGAGGUCAUAUUUUAUCAAGUAGAUAUGGUUUUAAGCAGAACAUGUUAAACAGCACCAAAUACCCACCACUAAAUGGUGGGACACAUUACGAUAUAUUAACUAAUCACGUGGGUUAUAAUCGACAUGAAAUGGAGGCUGUUAUUCCCAACGCAACUUACAUCACUGUAUUACGUCAUCCUGUAAAUCAGCUGGUGUCCGCGUUUACCUACUUCGAGUGGACAAAGGCUGUGAAAGCUUAUCGUAGAGGAAGUGCAGAUUUAUUUGCCACUUUCAUGGAAAGGCCUACGAGAUUUCUAACUGGAAAAAUGAAGUUUUGGUGGCAAGGUCACAACGGUCAGCUUUAUGACCUUGGACUUAAAACACAAAAUAAAGAUACCGGUAAAAAAUUAGAUGACCGAGUCCACAAAUACAUAGCAGUUCUGGAUCGGGAGUUGGACCUAGUUCUCAUCACAGAAUACUUUGACGAGUCUUUGCUGAUACUAAAAAAUCAACUGUGUUGGAGCAUGGACGAUAUUGUUUAUAUUUCAAAAGGUUUGGGUACUUCACAUCAUAUAAUUACGCAACAAACACGUGACAAACUCUUAAAAUGGAAUAGGGGAGAUUUUCUGCUUUAUCAACAUUUUAACAGAACACUGUGGGAGAAGAUAGCUGAGUACGGGCCUACCUUUGAGCAAGACUUGAAACAGUUACGAGGUAAACUACAAGAAACAUUUAAAGAGUGUAUUAACCCAUUAAAGAUGAAUACUAAAGAUCGAAGGGAAAGAAAAUAUGUACUGAAAACUACUGCAUCUAAGAACUGUUUAAAAAUGUCGUUUGAUGAUAUUCAUUACACUAAUAUAAUACGAAAAAAACAACUAAAAACUAAUGAUGAGUUUUCCUCGUGA